Molecule: messenger RNA, 2880 nt
Organism: Lingula anatina
Lineage: Eukaryota; Metazoa; Brachiopoda; Lingulata; Lingulida; Lingulidae
Product: GDP-fucose protein O-fucosyltransferase 3
Cellular component (GO): membrane
Molecular function (GO): alpha-(1->3)-fucosyltransferase activity
Source: RefSeq, a predicted model, not a curated record
CUAUCUUCAGACAGAGAGAACAUGGCAAGUUACAGAUGGGUUUUCCGGACAUUUCUUCUUUCGUUUCUGGUCAUUCUGUUGGUAAUCAUCGUUGUGGGAUUUCAGAUGUUUAAAUCUGCAGAAGACGAUUUGUAUUCAGACAUGUAUGAUAGAGCUUUACAAGAUGAUGAAAUGCAGCAGGUAGUAUUAAAAUCUGAUAAAAAUGGGGAUCCCCAUGUGAAACCUGUCUUUCAAGACAAUAUUAAUGUUCCUGUGUUAGUGUGGUGGACACCUUUCACUGGGGAGAAAGGAAGGGUAAAGUCAUGUGGGGAUGUCAAGUGUUUCUUUACGGUGAACAGAACAUACAAAGAUCACCCAAGAGCAAAAGUUUUCAUGUUCUAUGGCACAGAUAUAUCACCUCCAGAUCUUCCCAUACCUAGACAACCACACCAUGAGUGGGCAUUGCUACAUGAGGAAUCUCCCAAAAAUGAAUAUCUUUUCUCACAUGCUGACAUUAUGACCCUGUUUAACCAUACAUGCACAUUUAAAAGAGAGUCUGACUAUCCUACCACUACUUUGUAUCUAAAAGGAAUUGAAGAGUUAGAGUCCACUGAAUAUUUAGUCCCCAUAAAGGAGAAAAACAAUCUCCUUAGUCAACAGGCACCUGUGGCUUUUGUACAUAGUGACUGUGGCACUCCGUCAGAUAGAGAGAAAUUCACAGAAAGACUUAUGAAGUUUAUUCCCGUGGAUUCCAUGGGCAAGUGCUUGCACAACAAAGAUUUACCAAAAGAACUUUCAGAUCCAUUGAAAGGAAUGUCUCAUAAAGACUUCUACAAGAUAAUGGCUGGUUACAAAUUUACUAUGGCAUUUGAAAAUGGAGUAUGUGAUGAUUAUGUCACUGAAAAAUUUUGGAGACCAUUGCAACUAGGAUCUGUACCCAUUGUGUUUGGGUCACCAAAAAUUAAGGACUUGAUGCCAUCAAACCAUUCAAUUAUCGAUAUCAGGAACUACAAAACCAUCAAAGAACUUGCAGAUCACUUGAAUUUUCUCAACAAUAAUGAUGAUGAGUACCAAAAGUAUUUACAAUUUAAAAAACCAGGUGGGGUUACAAAUACCUAUUUGAAGGAAAUAAUGGAAAGGAGAGAAUGGGGCAUUGAUAAUGACUGGCAAAGAGGUAAUUUUAUAGAUGGUUUUGAAUGUCAUGUGUGCAGACGUCUCCAUGAAAAUGAGCAAUUAAUAAGGGAUGGUAAGAAGCCCCGAACUCACAUAGCCACUGUAGAUCAUUAUGGUUGCCCUAAACCAAAGCGUUUCAAAGCUGAUGGAAGCACAGAAAGAGUUGAGGAUGAUUGGUGGGCACAGGAGUGGAUCUCAACCAAAUAUCAGGCUAAAGCAAUCAGAUAUUAUAUUGACAGAGGACUAAAUUUCACUCAGGAUGAAUUCUUAAAAAUGGCUGCUGAUUUAAGUGACUUAGAACAUAGAUGAGACAGUUUGAAGGAAAGUAUUACAAUUGUAAUAUAAACAUGUUUAAAAGUUCUCUUGACAGCUUGGCCUUACAACUUUUAUUCAGUUGGUAUUUGAUUGAAGAGUUCCAAGUGUUCAGUUCAUUUUUUCAUGUGUUUAGGAUCUCAGAACUUCUUGUGAACAUUCUACAAGGAAAAAAUAAUUUAAAAUGCGAUCUACACUUGUUUUCUAGUCACAUUUAUAUUAGUGGUAACAAAGGUUACCACGUUAAGUUAAAUUAAUUUUUAAAGUCAAAAAUUCUCUUACCAAAACAGAAUUCUAUUGCCUAAUACUUUAUCUGGUUAUUUCUAUAGGGUGUGUCAAGGUCAAACCAAUUCUGAAACAUAAAAAUUGAUGCUUUUAAUUGUAGUAAUUAAGCAGUUGCCAGCCCACCUCCACACUAUUUAUUGAGGAAGAGCCACUGAUUAUUGGAGAGUGAAUUCUUGCUGACCUGCUUCUGCUUCUGCAUUUAGUGUCAAUCAAAAUGUUACAUAGUUGGUUUAACCUUGUGCAUUAACUGCUAGGGACAGAUAUGCUUCCAAAGGUGGUCCCAGAAGUCCAUUUUCUCUUUUCUGACAUGGAAUAGUGUAUCCAUAGUCUGCCCCAUACACCUUUAAAGCCCACAUAACUGUUUUCUGUACAUAAAAUAGUAUUGAAAGGAGGGUGAGGCAAACUGUUAGAUAUCCUGGGACCACAAAGUUGUUUUAAACAUACAUAAACUAUCUGAAUUAUAUUCAACUGUAGUUGGACAAAAAAGUUUAACUUACAGUUACAUUGGAAACAAAACUGUGGCAGAUCAUUCACAUAUAAAUAUAUAAUUUCAAAGUUGUUAUGCCUUACAUUUGUUGAAUAUAGAAUUAAGUUCCAUGACCAACCACUGUGUAAUUAGUUCAUUUGUUUAAAAUUAUUACUCAAAGAUACAAAAUUAUAAGACAUUCACAUAUUUCAUACAUGACAUUUCAUGUGUUUAAGUGAUUAUUUACAGACUCCAGAUAUAAAUAAUAUACAUCAAUACAAAUGGUAACAAUCUUACAGAUUUAACCAAAGAUAAAUCUAUCAUUAUGGCAUGUUUUUUAGAGAGUUCCUCAUCAAGGUAGUUCACUUGCAGAGAUCAACUGAAGUAUGUGCUUUAAGUGAUGUUUAAUUUGACGGCAUUUCCAUCAAUAGCUGCACAUACAAUGGAUGGCUCCAAAGGGUGCAUGCAAAAAAAAGCCAACGAAGUAUCUGAAACCAAUCAUACUUCAUACAUUACAUAAUAUUUUACUUCUUAAUGACAUUAAAAAAGAAGGCACAAUGAUGCAUUUCUCUAUUAGAAACUUAUUAUUCUUGCAGUGAUGUGGUGAUGACUAGAUCUUUAAAUUUUCAAUGGACAAAAAUUAUCAAACUGUCAGAAAUUACUGC